This is a messenger RNA of Musa acuminata AAA Group (dessert banana), 1771 nucleotides long. RefSeq names its product protein FREE1. The transcript has 7 exons. NCBI's taxonomy places the organism in Eukaryota, Viridiplantae, Streptophyta, Magnoliopsida, Zingiberales, Musaceae. Gene Ontology annotation, cellular component: ESCRT I complex; late endosome membrane. Gene Ontology annotation, molecular function: metal ion binding; ubiquitin binding. The record is from RefSeq and is a predicted model, not a curated record. Gene Ontology annotation, biological process: multivesicular body assembly; intralumenal vesicle formation.
GUGGAGGGUUGUGAAAGGCCGCUAAGAAGCAGCUUGAAAAACAUUUGAGAACUCAUAUGCAUGAUCUUAACUGUUUCGUAAUAAACGUAGGUCAUCAUUGAGAUUAGAUGUGAGAUAAGAUUGUCUGGAAGAAAACUAUGAUAUUAUCAGCUGGGACUAAUCAUUUGCUCACGAGACAUGAGACAUCUAGUCUAAGGGCAAACCCUAUGUAUCUGAGAGGAAAAUUAGAAAUCUUGUCGUUCAGUAUAUUGGCAGAUUUGCGAUAAUUUGAAUUUUCAAGACCCAACAUCACUAUCUAUUUUUCGACCAGAUACUCUAAAAUCAUACAGUACUUUCAGAUUUACCAAUUAUUGUUCUUUGAUCUCACAAAACACAUAGAAUCAUCCUCUUAUUUCAUUGAUCAUGUUACUAGAGGAUCUGCACGGCCCAAACUUAUCUGACCUUGCCUGAUCUUAGUAUUGUGCAAAACAUGUCAAGCUCAAGAAGAAACAGCAGAAAGAUCAGUUCUUCAUGGCAAACCAUUAAUCCUUAUUUUGUUAGAUGAGUAGCUUCUCUUUUGAAUGUAGAUAACUUUCUUGAACUCCUUGAAUUACUGGUCAAAUUCCUGCUAUAGGCAUUAAUUAGAUAUUUGGACUUCUUCUGACACUAUAGAUCAUUACAGUGUCUGUAACUGUAAAUAAAUUUUCUCUCAAUAUGUCACUCAAACUUCGUAGCUAUUUUGUUUCUUUUUUUGGCUGUAAUCUUUACAUGUUUCCAUAGUAUCUUUUUAUGUAUUUCAAUGUCAUUUGUGCAAAUAUGUUUUUUGUUUACAAAUUAAUUAAUGUGACAAAAAAUUGUAGCUUAAGGAGAUGGGUGGAAAUGGUAGCCUAACCAGAGGCGAAGAAGCUGCUGAUGCUAGCAAGGUAUCUGAUCAAUCAGCUGAAAGGAAAAAAAGUUUGGUGGACUGGAUGAACUUGAUUAAACCUGCUAAUGGGGAGAAAGAUCGCUGGGUUCCGGAUGAAGCUGUUAGCAAAUGCACAUCACGUGGAUCAGAUUUUGGAGCUUUCAAUCGCAGGCAUCAUUGCAGGAAUUGUGGCGAUAUUUUCUGCGACAAGUGCACAAAGGGUAGAAUUGCUCUCACUGCAGAAGAAAAUGCUCAGCAAGUCUGAGUUUGUGAUAGAUGCAUGGCAAAAGUUUCUCAACGCUUAAGCAAUGCAAAAAAAGCUGUCAGCAAACCUGCCGGUCUGCAAAGUCAUGAAGAUCUUGUGCGAAGGCUUCAGGAGGAAUUGAACAAGAAUCGUAAGUCGGGUUCAAAUUUUGAUGAGUCUUGGAAGCCAAUGAGGGAAGUAGCAUGUCCCAUCUGCACAGUCCACCUUCAGGUGCAAGUUCCUGCCUCAGGCUCCCAAACAAUCGAAUGUGGUGUCUGUCAACACCCUUUCUUGGUCAGUGCUGAUUGAUAUCUGAUUUCGCCUUGCCAUGCCAUUGCAAUUUCUAUCCUCCUAUAAUUCUCUUUGACAAGCAGUAGCAUCGCACAUGCUCUCUGCGGUCACCUUGGUUGUAUACCCAAGUUGCCUGCAUUUUUGUAAGUGAACUUUCGUAAGCAUUCACCUCAUAAAAGGUCAAGUGUGGAAGCUAUGUUUUCCGAUUGUAGUGUGUAGAUGAAAACCAGGAACUGGAUGAGCGAAUAAAUAGUAAUGCUUGUAAUGACUGUUGGUGUGCAAAACUUGUUUGGUGACCACAUAGAUUUGUUGGUAGGAAUUGCUUUUGGGCACAGUUCGUGGCUACUAUGGCG